UGAACGGGUGCAGUGUUCGAAAUGAGUUUCGAGAGAUCAUCGCCAUCGGCGCUUAAACUGCCGGGCAUUUAUCUCGGUUGUCGUAGGAUACGAUAUUUGUAUUUGACAAAGAGUGGAAAUGUUCGUGUUCCUCAUAUCGAUGACUUAAUGUCAGAAACACACACGCAGGGGGAGCUUAUUCCACUGUUUCUGGCAUCAGAUGUUUUAGCAGGAAUUGCCCAGCUACCUAAAAACUAUCCACGGAUUCACAGUCGGUAUUCUAAAGAGGGCAUGGCAACAAAACUGAAACUCUUGGGUCAUCGUAUAGUGGACAUAGCCAAUAGCCAGGAGGUGUGGUUUUACAGUAUCCAGGGGCUGUUGAAGGCGGUGUUUGAGUAUCACCCCAGGUCUAUUGUCAGGGAUUGCUUGAUGUCUCUCAGGGAAUUAUGGAUUCAGCGGUUUGAAGAUGCUCUUCUUCCGGCUGAUGCUGAUGUAAAUGUAGAAACAGACACAAGCUGUUGCAGGUUAAGGGAACAAGUAUCUUCACAAGGAAUUUCAACGGAUUGUGGAGUGCUUCAAAGACUAGAGCCUCUGUCAAAUAAAACUGUAAACAAGAGUUUAUCAACUGAUAUGGCUGCUGUGACUAGCGAACCUUGGGUACAGGCACCUUUGAAGAGUGCAAAUAAACUAGAAGAUAUCAAGCACCAGCUUGAAAAUAUUUUACAGAAUGUUGCUGAUUUUUUGGAUUACAGUGUUGAAUCCACAGAGGAGCGUAGCAAACUGACAGUACUACAAACAACGUUGAAGUUUUGCGUAGUUUGUUUCUUCACCGAAAACUAUGUUUCUGACGCUAUAUUUCCAGUGUGCCUUUUACAGUCUUAUACAAAUUUCACAAGCCAGGAGUCUGAAUGGAAAUGGGAAAACUUUGAAAAUCACUUUGGUAUAGAUCCUCGAAAAAACUUUGUUCUUUGUGUACUCAGCGAAUGGCUCGGGAAAGAAUUUUCUGCAUUGGAGGAGAAAAUCAGUGAACGCGUUGCCAGUUUUAAGCAGUCUCAUAUUAGACAGAUUGACAGUUUGCCUACACCUCAGUCCAUAGUAGACCAGCUUUUCCCAGCAUGCAUGGGCUGUUUGCUGGAGAACUGGAUGGGGGUUCAUAGAACAAGGUACAUCCCUGAACACCAUAACUUCCCUGAAAAAUCCCACCAAUCAGGGUUGAGCGACCAUAACUAUAUUCAUCAGAUUUCUCAGGCUGACUCUGAUCCCAUUCCUGCAGUAGAACAGGGGCUUGCAGUGUAUGAUAUAAAGCACUACCCCUUUGUUCAGCUCAUCUUGGAAUUCACCAACAACUGUUUAAUCUCGGGCGUCGCUCAUGUUCUCUAUUCCAGGCUAAGAGAAGGAUUGAUUUAGCAAGAAAGGAGAACUACCUUUGGUGGGGAAGAAUAUAUCAAUAAAGUUUUAUAUGUGGCCUAAUGCACGAUUAUACAGUGUUGCCCUAUACGGUUAAGUAGGUCAUCCUUAGAACUUAAAGUCAGCAUGCCGGGAAGAGCUAGAAUUGGCUAUG
Liolophura sinensis is the source of this 1540-nucleotide messenger RNA. RefSeq lists its product as uncharacterized. The coding region runs from base 22 to 1386 and encodes 454 amino acids. Lineage: Eukaryota; Metazoa; Mollusca; Polyplacophora; Chitonida; Chitonidae. The record is from RefSeq and is a predicted model, not a curated record. The transcript has 4 exons.